This is a messenger RNA of Fusarium redolens, 742 nucleotides long. RefSeq lists its product as uncharacterized. The record is from RefSeq and is a predicted model, not a curated record. The transcript has 2 exons. NCBI's taxonomy places the organism in Eukaryota, Fungi, Ascomycota, Sordariomycetes, Hypocreales, Nectriaceae. The coding region runs from base 270 to 662 and encodes 130 amino acids.
CCACCUGGCUACCUUAGUCUCAACCGCCAUGAAUAAUAGAGAUAAGUCUUUUCUACUCCCUACUAACCUUCUGGAUUGGCUAUUGCUCGAGGAGGGGCACAAUUGAUUUGUCAGGCAAAGGGAAUCAAGGAGGAUUUAUAUUAAUAUAUCGGCAGUAUGUCCGUAUGCCAAGGAUCGUUUUUCACCACCUUUAAACAUUUCCAUUCAUCAUUUAUCCUUAAUCACCAUUUCAGCCAUAUCAUUUCAAUACAACUUCUCUUUUCGCUACGAUGGCCAAUAACAUCAAGACCGUUCCCACCGCCGACUACGAUGCCGUCAUCGCCGCGGCCAACAAGUACGUCGAGGGUCUCCGUGUUGGCAGCUCGGACAUAGCCGCCGAGGCCUUCCACAAGGACGCCAUCAUGUACGGCUUCAUCAGCCCUCCUAAGCCUGACAUGCUCGCUGGUCCUAUCGGCAACCUCUGGACCUUCAUGAAGAAGGAGGGCAGCGCUCCUAACAUCAAGACCCGUAACGACGUCCUCGCUAUCACUCAGACAACUGCUGUCGUCCGCAUCGAUAUGGAGGGCGACGCCUCUGGCGCCGAUUACACAGACUUCCUAACUAUGAUCAAGAUUGAGGGCAAAUGGCAGGUCAUUGCCAAGGUCUUCCACAAGUAUGAUUAGAUUGAUGGACGACGGAACAUUAGUCGAUAGUGUAUAGUGGAUAGAAGAAAAUAAGAAGAAGGAAGAAAGAGUUUACCAAA